Messenger RNA from Mugil cephalus (flathead mullet), 11840 nucleotides. RefSeq names its product peripheral-type benzodiazepine receptor-associated protein 1. Gene Ontology annotation, biological process: neuromuscular synaptic transmission. The coding region runs from base 360 to 7529 and encodes 2389 amino acids. The transcript has 35 exons. Gene Ontology annotation, molecular function: protein binding. The record is from RefSeq and is a predicted model, not a curated record. NCBI's taxonomy places the organism in Eukaryota, Metazoa, Chordata, Actinopteri, Mugiliformes, Mugilidae.
GGAUGGCGCUGUGGACACCGUGUGUGUGUGUGCCUGUGUGUGAGUGACACUAGUGUCCUCCGCUACAUAAACAAACCCCUGCUCGCAUGGCUCUGCGGACCUUUAACAACUAACGCCACCACCCUCGGAGUUGUUAUAACAGAUAGUUUGGAUGCCGACAAGAGCAUGGCCCCUGAGAGAGGUCUGCGCUGAUGAAAAAGUUAAAUAAGACAGCUGAGUCCGCUGAGAGUGACCAGAUUUCAUAAGUGCAUGCUGCAUGUCUGACAACCUCCCACCUCUCCUCCUCUCAGUUCUGAGGCAUGGCCCUCGUCUUUAGACGUGAAUACUUCCUUGCAUGUUUUUGCUGUGAAUGAGGCAUCAUGAGGCAAGACAGGGAUAACCCUCUGGCACUGUCAUCCAAGACACCACGACAGGUCCGGACGGACUACAGGCGAGAGCUGGAGAGGCUGAGGGCCGACCUGGAAGCGGCGAAAGCUCGAUCGCAGCGGUCCCAUGGGCAGCUCGGUGUGGAGCUCAGGCGCCUGCGAGAAGAAGCUGAGAAGGAGCAGCAGAGGACUGUGAGGGAGCUGAAGGCGAGGGGAAGGUGCCAAAGGGACAGAAAGUUUAACAGCUGUGCUCAUAUCCUGGCUAAGGAGGUUAGCAUUAAACACAGCGGACAACACGGUAAGGAUGUGUCCGUAGGGAGAAAUGCAUUUUGUGAUAGCAGUGAGCAAACUUACUCAAAGCUGGAACAGUUGCUGCUGACACUGUAUGAGAAGAUUAAUGGUGAGCAGGCAGCCUAUAAAUUGCAUCACAGGCAGGACUUUGAGCUAGAAAAAGCCGUCUUACUCUGCCACCUGCUAGAGACCCAUGGAAGGCUGUUGCAGGGGAAGCAGAGAGCGGGACCACCCAGCUACAUUUUUGAGAGUGUCACAAGGAAGCCAGUCCAGGAAGACAACAGGAACUCCUGUUGGACGAGGCCUCGCCUAACCAGCGCCAGCGCUUCGCUACAGAGAUCCCGGAGAGCCUCCCACUCGCCUAAAAGGAAACCCCAACAAGAUCGGUGGAAGCAGCCUUCAGGCAGGGACUUGUGUGCGGUUGACCCCUGCGCCAGUGCUGCAGUCGUGGACACCUGUCAGGGCAGCUCUCUGAAAAUUUGUCACCCUCAAAACACUCCCCAUGCCGGCUGGGACCGCCGGCCCUCCUCCACUGCUGAGUCCUCUGGGUCAGACGAGUCAUCGCCCUCCAAAUGCAUGGAGAGAAAAAUGAAGAGAGUGAUGUAUGACCUGUGCACUCGGCCCGAGCAGCCCGAGCCUGCACCGGCACACGCAGACAUGGAGAGCCGCGAGGAGGCUGAGGCUCUUGGGCGACAACAGCAAGAGUUGAGAAGCUCGGGGGAGCAGGAUAAUAAACAGCACGGGCUCUUGGACAAGGCAGGCUCAACCAAUAUCACCUCCACGUCGCUGUUAGGAAAAAGACACCAUUCGCUUUAUGCAAACCUCGGUGGGUUUGAAGUGGAAGGAAUACGAAAGAAUGGCACUGACUACGGGUUCCUGGUGCGUCAGAACUCCGAACUCUUGCGAGCCCUCGAUGAGCUGGAAAAGACUUGUACCACACUGAGGGAGGAGAAUGGCCUGCUGCGGAAGAGCAGCGCCCCAGAGACUGAGGAGAAGGUCAGGAGACUGAGGAGGAAGAACACAGAGCUGGCUGUUCUUGCUAAGAGGCUGGAGGACAGGGCUCGGAAACUGCAGGAGGCCAACCUCAAAGUGGUGAAUUCCCCAUCUUUGAUGAGACCUGGGUCAGUGGAACAGUACAAGAGGGCGUUUGCACGUCAGCGAGCUCGUGAUCUAGCCCAGCACGCCGAUGCACUGCUGUCUAAGGACAAGGAGAUUGCUGCCUUGCAGCAGGAGUGCAGAGAGCUGGAGGCACGGCUGGGCACCUCUAAGUGCUCCCUUGUUCCAUCUGGCAGAGCAGAAUUUGAGAAGCUUCUCCGGGAGUCUCAGAAGGAGGUGCUCCGGCUCCAGAGGCAGCUGUCGGUCACAUCAUCCAGGCAGCAGCACAACCACAGCCCUGACCGGGGUGGCUCAGAGAAGUGGGGGGAUACUGAGAAGGAGGUGGGGGAAGAAAAGGUUGUAGGAGAGACCCCGUGUGUGGCAUUAGAUGAAGCUCCUUCCAGGUGUAAGAAGACUCCCGGAGAGGAGGAGGAGUCGGGGCUGCCAGUGACGCCCCCACCGGGCCUCAGCCCGACCCCCUCCCAUCAGGAGGAAAACACAGAGGAGCACCACCUACAGUUUCUGGAAAGUGAGCUGAGCAAGAAGAGAAAAGAAUGUGAAAAUCUUGAGCAUGAAGUAAAGAAGCGACAGAAGAGAUGUCUGGAUUUGGAGAGCCAGCUUGAGGAUGAGCGAGGCAAAAAUGAGCAACUAAAGGAGGAGGCAGAUCUCCUCAGGAGGAAGGCACAGCUGCUCGACCAGACUCGGGCUGAGAAUGAGGAGCUGAGGGAAGAUCUCUCUGAAGUGACCGCUCAACACAAUUCAGUUCUCGAGGAGAACCAGAGACUCCGUGCCAAACUGGAGAACCUAGAGCAGGUCCUAAAGCAUAUGCGAGAGGUCGCCGAGCGAAGGCAGCAGCUGGAAUUGGAACAUGAGCAGGCACUGGCAAUCCUUAAGUUCAAGCAGGAUGAAAUCAAACGGUUACAGCGGGCUCAGUUAUUCGCCAAGAGGGAGCAUGAAGGAGUGGUUCAGAUGCUGGAGGAGUUGACUCAGCUUGUGUUGCGGAGGGAGCUGUCAAAGGUACGAGAGCUGGAGGAGAAAUGUCGCAGCCAGAGCGAACAGUUUGGCUUGCUGUCCCAGGAGCUGGAGAAGUUUCGACUGCAGGCCUCAAAGGUCGACCUGGCCGGCUCUAGCCUCCUCAACAACCCCAGCCUCUCUGUUCUGACCAACGGAGUGGGCCUGACUGCAGAACGAGACUGCACACUUGACCCAUGGGAUAUGGUGUCUCUGGGCGAAAUAGCCUUCUGGAGUCUCGAGGGAGGUGACACUCUCUCCUGCCCGGAGGGUAAUGAUCCGCUCGAUGUCGCAGCCGCGCUGCGCAUGGGGGCCACCCCGCACGCCGCGGGUCUCUCCAGGGUGGAGCGCUCGCCCGUCACCAAGCACCGAGAGCUGCCCACCAUCAGUGUCAGCAAGUCGGCGUCUUCCUCCAGCAAGUCGGAGACCACGCACCUCACCCCCAAGUCUGACACUCACCUCAGUCCGCACAAGUCCAGCCCGACACAUGAGGUGGACACUGCCAGUGAAGUAGAGGAGUUGGACAUUGAUGUAGCCCCGGCACCUUACACAGCCAGCAGAGGAGCGGCAAAGCUUCAGGUUUUUAUUGCCAGAUACAGCUAUAAUCCUUAUGAUGGCCCCAAUGACAACCCUGAAGUUGAACUGCCCCUCACCGCUGGAGAGUACAUCUAUGUGUAUGGGGACAUGGAUGAUGAUGGCUUCUAUGAAGGUGAGCUGAUGGAUGGACGGAGAGGGCUGGUCCCCUCUAACUUUGUGGAACGUGUGUCGGACGAUGACGUAAUGAGCGCUCACCAUCCAGAGACAGGGGACACGUCCCAUAACUCCCUGCUAGACAGCAGUCUGCACAGUGCCAGCCACCAGAUUCACCUCCACACGGGCGUCAGCGCCUCAGAAAGGACAGAAGCCUCCGCUGCCUCUGGCCCUGCCUCAGCCCCCUCAGAUUCAGCAUCGGCCUUGGCUGUCCCAGCCCCCCUCACCAACGGCCUGGACUUGGACCUGGAGGAGGUGGGAGUGGACGUUGUGCCUUACCCACGUAAACUCACCCUCAUCAAGCAGCUUGCCAAGAGUAUCAUCAUCGGCUGGGACCCUCCGUUGGUGCCGGCGGGGUGGGGCAAUGUGUGGAGCUAUAACGUGUACGUGGACCAGGAGCUCCGGCUCAAUGUGCCCUUCGGAGCCCAGACCAAAGCGGUGCUGGAGCGGCUCGACAUAAACCUCAAGGCCUACCGUGUGUCAGUGCAAAGCCUGACCGAGAAGGGUCUCUCAGAGCAGCUCCGCUGCAGCAUGCUGGUCGGCCGGGAUGUUAGCGUUGCGCCCACACAGCUGCGCGUGGACAGGAUCACCGCCACCUCUGCCAACCUCAGCUGGCUGCCCAGUAACAGUAACUAUGUGCACAUUGUGUCCUUGAACGAGGAGGAGUGUGAGCUGGUGAAGGCUGGCUGCUACUCGCUGUGCCUCAAUAACCUUUUGCCCAGCCUGCAGUACUCAGUCAAAGUGGAGGCACGGCCGCACCGCACGCCAUGGGAGUUACCUGUGGAGCGACGUGAACACAGAAGCGCUACAAUCACCUUCACCACUCUGAUGGCAGUUCCAUGCCCACAGUUUGGGAAUUCAGGCCCCCCUGAUGCUCCUCUGGAUGUGCAGCUGGAGCAUGGGCCUUCUCCAGGAAUUGCUCUGAUCAGCUGGCUGCCGGUCACUAUAGAUGCUGCUGGGACCUCCAACGGAGUUCGUGUCACUGGAUACACUAUAUAUGCUGACAAGAAAAAGGUGCUGGAGGUGUCCUCCCCAACAGCUGGGAGCGCCCUGCUGGGUCCCUCACAGAUCCAGUCCCUGCAGGCUGCUCAGGAGCUCACUGUCCGCACCAUGUCCGCCCACGGGGAGUCCUGUGACUCUUUUCCAGUAAAUGUGCCCUCCAAGCUGCCUGCCAUCAUGACAGGUCCAGCAAUCACCACCCCAGUUGUGCCGCCACCCUUGCCCUGCACACCAGUAGUUCCCAGUAACAUGCCCCCAUCGCCAUCCUACGGAAACUCUGCUGCCAAAGUCUCCAUGCUGCCCAGCACUUUGCCAUCAGAUACGCAUAUCACUGGCCUCACAGUGGACAUUGCUGCCAACCCGCCUCAUGGUCUCCACUCAGAAGAUCUGUUCUCAUCUGCCUCAUAUGUGAAAGCCUGGGCCAACCCUUCAUCUGCUGCUUCCAUGGCUGUGUGUGAGGCCACAUUACAAGUAGCCUCCACCAUUACUCCAGUGGUUAAUGUGAUCACCCCCACCGCCUCGACACCUCAGCCAUCUCCAGGGGCAGCACCAGCAUUUGAGCAAGCACCCAUUACGGCAGCAGCAUCAGUGCUGGAGCAGCGCAGAGAUACCGACAGCCCUGGAACAAUACGUCCUUUCCCAUCUAUCACCGAGUUCAUUGAGGACCCCAGUGCCAAGCUCGGGACCCCUGAGCGCAUCCCUACCCCACCCAAAGCCCCAAUCACAGACCUUCUUAAUCCUCAGGACACCAACCUCAUCCGACCCCCCAGCACGUCACCGCUGGAGUCCGAGGUAGAGGAGGAGCAAGAGAAUACCCGUCUGGUGUCCAUUGAGGAGUUCUUGAGACAGGACCCGGAGCCAGUGUACUGCAGGACACAGCAGAGUUAUAGCAGAGGGCUUGUAGAGCCUCCCUCUGACUACCUUGCAGACAACAGCCGCUCAGACCUGUCUGACAUUCUGGAGGAGGAGGAGGAGGAUCUUUACUCUGAUCACCUUGGAGAAACACAGGCCAGGGGAUACACAGUUGGAGCCAACAGGUCAGGCAAGCUGGAGCCGCCAGACAGUGAUGAGGAGGUCCUUGAAAGGAUCCUGAAGCUGCCUCCUCAGGUCCAACACAACAAGCAGCUGUUCAGCAUUCCAGAGUUGACCGAAGAAGAAGACAGCGGUCAAGAGGAGCCUUUAUCCCGCCACAGCCACGCUCGACCGAGGACGAGCCACCCCCACCACCGAGACGCAGAACGCCUCCAUCACGGCCCCCAGCAUCACCAACAUCACUCAAAUCCACACCCGCAAAUCCCCCCUCACCAUCACCACUUUAACAGGGAUCCCAGACCACUAACCAAAGAGCCUUUACUCAGACACGGACCCUCGCAGGUCAAGCCUAAAACACAGCACAGGGUACACUAUGCCGACACGGUGGACACCAUCAGUUAUCCUGAAGAAGACAUGAGUUUGUAUGAGGGUCCCACCUGCAGGCGGGUCUCCGCCCACUGUCCUCCCCAGCUGACCCCCAAUAGCAAAGAGAGAGUGCUGCUUAAGGGGCUAGGGGACCGCCUUAGGAGGGAGGCCAUGCUUAGGAGUCAGAUGGCUGUCACCGCGGCAGCCAACCCUGGCCAUGGCCUUACCCCGCCAAGACCCUACCCGGUGAGCAAAACCGUACGGACUCUGAGGUCACCUGUUGGUCCAGGGGUGGAGAUCGAUGUGGAAUACGGUACAGAUGACAAUGAGGAACCCGUGGAGUACAGUCCAGGGGAGGUGGUGGUGGAGCAGAUGAGCUCCGAGUGGUGGGUAGAAGGUGCUCAAGUGGAGCACUGCCGACCUCCUCACCGCCGAGGGCCCAAAGCUGAUCCGCUGGAGCCCGGCCAUGUCCCUCCAGUUGAGGCGGGUCCAUCAUGGGGCGGCCCAGCAGAACUUUCUUGUAAACCAGCUGCAAGGCAACUCAAAGGUGGUGUCGAAUCAGCAAAGAUUAAAGGAGAUGGAGACGUGCGCAUCUUUGUGGCCCUGUUUCCGUAUGAUCCCGCCACCAUGUCGCCCAAUCCUGAUGCUGCUGAGGAGGAGCUGCCCUUCAGUGAAGGACAGAUCAUUAAAGUUUACGGAGAUAAAGACGCAGACGGGUUCUAUCGAGGGGAGUCUGGUGGUCGUCUGGGCUACGUGCCAUGUAACAUGGUGUCUGAGAUCCAGGUGGAGGACGAGGAGACCCGACAGCAGCUACUGCAGCAGGGCUUUCUGUCCACAGCGGCCUCCAUGGAUAAGAUAGGCACUCGCACACACGCACAGCUUCCACGUCGCCCUGUUCCACCGCCGAAACCGAGACGAUCCAAGAAAGUGGAGUCUGCAGCACUCUGGGAGGAGAGUGUAGACUCCUCCAGUCAAGAUCCCAGCCAGACUGCUGCCGCUGCAGCUGCAGCUGUGGCGAACCCUGCCCCGGGAGCUCGCAGGAUGGUCGCCAUCUUUGAUUAUGACCCGCGAGAGAGCUCACCAAACACUGACAUAGAGGCUGAGCUGACCUUCAGCGCAGGAGAUAUUAUACAUGUGUUUGGUGACAUGGAUGAAGAUGGUUUCUUCUACGGAGACUUGAAUGGACACAAAGGCUUAGUGCCGUCCAACUUCCUACAGGCGCUACCAGAUGAUCCUCCUGCAGAACGUGUCUGUGUCCAGCCUGCACCAGAACCCAAGAAAGAACCUCAGGACACUUGGACGUCUUCUACAGAUCCACAAGGUCCUGGGACCUCCACGAGAGAAGAGGUUUUACGCCCCCAGACUGAUCCUCUUUCACCCGACACAACCGACCGCUCAGACCCACGACCCCAACAGGCACCCGCUACCGGCCCCACGUCACACCUGAACACUGCUCCGAGUUCAUCUGCGGCGGAGGGCUGCUGCUCCCCUCCAGGUCCCCCUCCUACAGACAGCCCGGCACGCACAGACUGCCCCGUGCAAGGAAAGAAGAAGAAAACAGGCUUUUUCUCCAAAGGCAAGAAACUGUUCAAAAAGCUGGGAUCCAGCAAGAAAGAUUGAGUUAGGACCUCUGACUCUUGCGGAUACUUGCGUCACAUUGAAAGCACUUUUUCUGUCUGUACUGUUAGUUUGAGCGGUGCGUCGGUGCAUUUAGCAGCUAUCACAUCUGACGACUGAUGCUUUGACCAUCAGUAACUAUACAUAUGCCUUAGAGCACUGCUAGACCAGCUGCUAAAUAUAGAGUACUUUAAAGCAUCAACGUUCGACUUAUAGCAUCACCGCAGCAUGUCCAAGUGCAUGCUGAUGUGAGCAGACUGACACAUAUAUUCUCUAAAUACUUCCUAAGUGUUUGCAAAUUUUCAACUCCUCACAGGCUUUAAUGGUAAAAAAAUACUUCUCCCAGUGCAUCCAAUGCAGAAUAUUGAACAGCAGAGCAGACUUCAUCAUUACUCAGAGACGGCUAAUGAAAUAUUAGCUUUAACACUCACGUACUGGUGCCACUUUAUUUGGUCUAUCUCUUCCUCUGUGUGACUAUAAAGAAUGCACUAACAUCCUGAAUGGAUGUACUUUAGACAUGUCUGCUUCCCUCUUAUGCGUUUCUUGUCUUUAAGCAUAUUUAUACAGUACUUUGUACAGAAUGUGUUAUUUAUUUGUAGCAGACUCUUGCCCAUUAUCACGUUGCAUGAAGUGGCAUAAGAGCUGAGGUUAGUUAUUUAGAGCUGUGAGACAGCGGGGACAUGUUUAGUUUAGAGCUCAUUCAUGGCGAGGUUAGAGGUUAAGAACAAAGUGUAAGAAUUUGAAGGGUUGUCUGUCCUUUGAGUGUGUGUCUGUGUGUGUGUGGGUGUGUGUGUGUAGCUGAAGUCCACAGUCCACUGGUGACUAAAAACAGAUGCCUUUUUCAGACAUUAACAUGUGAUCUCUUGAUGGUGACAACAGUCACGACCGGCCUAAACGUUACAUACUUCAUGUUUUCUGUCUGUGUAUGAGGGAGAAUCCUCCAGUGUGUACAGAGAUUAGUAGUAUCUGUGGAUCAGCUCCGUAAGCUAAAAGGGCUGCAGCUAAUGGUUGCAUUGUCGAUUAAACGUUCAGUCAUUUUUUUUUUUUUUUUUUUUUUUUGGAAUAAUCAUUUAAUAAUUUAUUAAAAUUUAAAAACUAAACAAUAUUCACACCUGAGAAUCUAAAUUUCGUAAAACUUGGCUUUUGUACUUAAUUGACUGGCAAGUGGAUGUUAAAAACAGUAGAGUGAUUCAUAUUCUCAUUUUUAACAAAACUGUGGGGUUUAAGAUUUGUAUAUGAUUCAUAUAUAGUUUCUAUAUGAAUGGACAGAGGAAAGUGACAGUGUUCCUGGAUUAUACAGUAGGAGUAAUGUGAAUAUUCUGUCCCUUGUUAUUGAGAAACAAACUUUAUCCCCAUUUUUCGCCUCAUUUUAACAGUGAUGCCACAAAAGAUUCCUUGAUUAGAUAUUGGCACUACCUUUCAGAAGUAUACCAUGGGGGUACAGACAACUGUCACUGUAGCCAAAGAACCCAAUGGACUCAUUGGGGUUUCCCAGAGAAAUUCCACCACUUGCCCGAGCAGCUUCCUCACUUCUAAAUGACUGAGAUUAGGUUUUUAUCCUCACAUGACUGGAGUCUGUUAUCGUUCCAAAUAUAAACUGAAGAAACUACUUGGAUGAGUGGUGAAAUGUCUUCAAGAAAACCCAACAUGUUCAGUUGCAUUUGUUUUUACAUAAACUGUGACCUGGACCAUGAAAACCCUCAGUAACUGUGAUCCUAAGGAAAAGUGUUACUGUCGAGAAUGACCCGGAGUUGGUUUUACAGUGACUUCCAAUUAGAUUUCUGGUGCGUUUACAAUUGAUAUUGCAGAUAAAGACGUUCUCAGGAAGUGCAUCAUGACUGAGUUGAGCUUUUAAUCUGCAGAGGUCGCAACACCAGCAACACUUAGUAUUUACCGAGCAACUUAAGGAGUAUUCGUUUUGGCAAACUGUCCAGAUUCAGACUGUCCUAGAACACUGUCAUUCUCCGUCUUAACAUCCUCUUUCUUUAACUCCCCACCCUUGGGAGGCCUCCUCACAGUUUGGAAACUUCAGGGUUAAUCGAUGGAUGGACUUGUCGCCGCAGCUCCGCUCAAUAAUGCACUCUAAAAAUCAAAACACUGAAAGUGUUCUAGCUCGACAUCCAGAUGAGCACGAAACAGAUUUACGUUGGUUUGAAUGUAGCGUGCUUUCUGAUGUGAGGCGUCACGGCAGUAGUUAGUGGUUUGUGGCACUGUGAUAGACUGCAAUAAGUUGUCGAUGUAUCUUUAGUCUUGCCUCCAUGUUAAAAAACGCAAUGAAGUUCAGCUUGUGGUGUGUGACGUUUGGGUCAGACAGGCGAAAACGUCUUUAUCAGCCCGUCCAGUGUUGUGGUGGUUAGCCUGUCUGUCCACACAUUUGCCUCAUAACACAGGAAGAAAUGUGGUUAUUGCUAAAUAUUGUGUAUUGCAGUACUAGGACAGAAAUAGAAGCCUGCAGUGAGAGCUUUCCUCUACCGAAGAUGCACGUACGACUGAUGUGAAUGUAGAUCACAUUUGCAGAGAUUGGCUCUUUAAUCUGUGCGACGCGGGGCUGUUGGGUAUCUUCUCAGGUUUUCACUCGUAGUUUCUUUUCAAUGCUGAGCCACCCGUGGACUCUGGCUGUCAACGAGCAGCAGAAUAUGCCAAAAUGUUAGGUGCUUUGUCAGUUAGCGUAGCUGUGAGAGGCCCGAGCGUCCCUGGCAGCGGGGGGGAAGUUAAGUAGAGCGGAGGUCGGGUCUCGGGGGGUUGAAGCGAAGGGAUUCCCACAUGGGUAGACGGAGUGAAAGCUUAAGACGGAGGCUUUUUUUUUUUUAAGUUUAUUUUUCUGCUCUUUCGUUAUCGUCGUGAAUGUUUUAAAUUGUCAGUGUUAAACAAAGGGAGCGUGAUGAUGCCAAGAAUAAAAGGGAGGGCAGAUCGUCAGAGACACUUUAGAUGUGAAAUAGCCGGGAUAGGGGCAAAACAGAGGCUGUACUGUAUGUGAUACGUUAUUUAUUUCUUUUUUUUUUUUUUUGUUUUGAAUCAAUGGGUGGAUACUCAGACGUUGCCGAAAUGUACAGCGAAUAUUUGUACUCGUAUUUGACGGCCUUUAAUGCACAAGUAUUCUUCUACCUGCUGUGUAGUGACUUAGGCGGCUCCACUGUUGACAGGAUAGGACCUAGACCCGUGUAGGUAGUAGUCUAGCUCAGCUUCUCAUACUUAGCCUUACACAAAGACCUUGUUUAGUCUUAAUAUGUUGUUUACAGGAUGUUUAUUGACUGCAUGCAUACCAAUGUUAUACCCAUGUUCGGCCUUAUUUAUGUUGCUGUCACGUUUCUGUUCUUCUAGGCUGACUUGACUACAAUGUUUGAGUUGUAGAUUGCCGAUGCAGUGGAGAAGAAGCAGUAGGAGCUGUGUGUAUAUAGUGUUGGGACUUGUUGUAUAUUUUCAUACAGUGGCGGGAAACGUCUUUUUUUUUCUUUUCUUUCUUUCUUUUUUUUUUCCUGACCCGCAUUCAUUGUUUGAAACCAAUGUAAGAUUGACCUUUUUAUAAUAUAUAUUAAUGUUUUUAUUACCCUUUUUGAAAGCUCAUCUGUAAAUAUUUUUGUUAAUAUUGUUUUUCAGAUUUUUUUUUCUUUUCUUUUUGCAUGUGCGAGCAGCGUCUAUCUAUGGAGGAGCGGUCUCUCGAGAUGUAAUAGGCAGAGGACUCAUUGACUUGUGAUGGUUUCUUUCAAUAUGGCUCUUUUUACAGGAAUAAAGUAUGUAUAUUUUCACAGAAAAAAACAAAAAAACCCAAAAGUGUGAUGGAUGUAUUUGCACUGACUGCUGACUGGACAAAGAAGGUAAAACAAACAAGAUACAUGUCUUUGAUGUGGAUCUUUAUUGAGUGUCAUACAGAUUAUUACAUCUCAACACACAGUUUAAUGUACAUGAUGGUCUUUUCUUUUCAGGACCGGUGAUGCAGAUGAAUUCUAAAAUGGAGGAGCUGCUUCUCUCUGAGCCACACUCUGCCCAUGUGAAAUGACUGCUGCAACACUCUGGGUGAUGUGUGGCCUUGCGAGACAAAGCAGCUUCCUCUUUUCUUUUUUUUUUUUUGUGACUUCCUGCGCGGGCUGCGUGCGAGGCCUCUCCUCUCCCUGAAGCCAACAGUACACUCAUCCAUAAAGUAGGAAACACUACACUGUGGCGAGGAGUUUAGUAGUGCUUUCUACUUUAUGGAUGACUGCACUGUACAUCCACCGAUCCUCUUGCGUCUUCUGUCUUCUCCCACUUCUCUCUUCUUCUUCUGCACCUGCGGCCACGCCUGCAGCUGCACGCCCCCCUCCCCCUCCUCCCUCCCCU